Sclerotinia trifoliorum is the source of this 1989-nucleotide messenger RNA. The record is from the annotation of a GenBank genome assembly. NCBI's taxonomy places the organism in Eukaryota, Fungi, Ascomycota, Leotiomycetes, Helotiales, Sclerotiniaceae.
ACCGAUUUGUGGCCUUUCCCAAUCCGGGUAGAAACCCUAGUCUAUUCCGUACACACUUCUCAAUUUGCCAAGAGAGCGUAAGCCUUCAGAUCUCUUUUCCGUCAUCUGACCCACCAGCCCUGAGCUUGGCGGUGGUACUCCCAACUGCUCAUCUUAUUUGGGAAUCGCUGUCGACCAGCCUCCAAAGCCAAUCAUAGGAAAUGUGGUGGGAAAAAGGAUCGGUGGGGAUAUUGGUGGGGAUGCAACUAGACAUGCAGGAAGGAUUGAGGCAUUAUUUAUUUUGCCCUGCAAAAGAGGAAACCAUGAAAAAAGGAACCAUGCGAAAAGAAACCAUGCGAAAAGGAACCAUGCAAAAAGGAACCAUUACCAUGCAAAAGGGAAAAGCCCCCCUUCGGAAAAUUAAAUUCAACUUUGAACACUCAACAUAGCAAACUCACCUUUUUUUUUACAGAUUCUUCCUAACCCUUGCUUUGUUUAUCACUAUACAGGCUCAAUUCAAAUCCAAACCAUCCACACGCACCGCACCGCACCGCACCUACUAUUACCCCUCGCCUCCCUCCUCUUCACCGUCCAAUCAAUCAAAUCCCGUUCGACCUCCAACAUUUCAUUUCCCAUCUACAAUGGAACCUCUGUCUGCUACAGCCAUAGCUCAUAUAUUCAGACUACCAUUGGAGUUGCGGGAGCAGAUUUACAACUAUGUGCUUCCUGAUCAAGAAAGAACAUUUUCGAAUUCAACCUCGCUAUCGAUAAGCGAUCCUCAUUACUGCAUAUUGAACGUUAUAUGCUGCAAUCGACAAAUUUAUGCCGAAGUCCGCGAUCUUUUACACCGACGGACAAUUUCCUUCUCAUCAACUCCUGACCAGGAAUACCUCGUUUCCAACAUUCCCUGUCUGCAUGGCUUGGAUUUCUCGCAAGUACCGCUUGUCAAGUUUGAACUCAAUCCAUUCCAAUACACGACAACCAUCCCAGAGCUGUGGAGGUCGCUGCUCCUACUCUGCCACGCCUUGAAAAGAUUCUCCCACAUCCCGCAGUUACAAAUCGAAUGCGACGGGAGACUCCCACGCACGAAGCCGCCAUUGUAUCUCGAUGAGACAGACCUAGAUCGUGGCCCUUUAGUCACCGCCCUACUGCUACAACCUUUCAACCUACUUCACAACAUUGGCGAUGCGAAGGUUACUAUUCUCGGUGGGCCCUUGAAUAACCUCUGGUCCAAAAACAUCGCGCUACAAAAUUUUGGAAACCGUCUCGUACAGCAACUCAAAGCCUCCGACGCGCCAUACAGACACCAUGUCAUAAAUAUCCAGCGGCUGCAGCGUCAAUUACGUCGAAAUCCUGAAGCUCUUUGGUAUAGACAUUCCUACGAGCAUACCUUCGCAGGUCUCGUCCUGCCACCAUACACAAAUGAAGAUGCAGAGGAAAGCUAUGGAUUUUCGCGGGCUAUCCUUCCCUCAACAAACAACGGCACAAGUGAGGUCACAUCAUAAACCCAUCAUGCUAUACCUCCGCAGGUUAAAUUUCCAGUCAUUGUCCUAUUCUCUUGCAGGUGAAAAGUCCAGGUCCCCACCUCUACACCGCCAAAAAAACAGAACCCGAAUUUUUCAACAACCCACUCAUCGGCACCGAAAUCUCCGAUCUCGAAAACGUCAUCCUAAGUCCCCGCCACAGCUUGCUCCAAGGCAUACUAAAUCUAGGAGCGAUAAGCUGAAAUUAAUAUAUACAGGGCUGGGGAAUUGUGGAGAUAUGGCCAUAGUAGUGGAGUGAGGUAUGGGGAAUGGAUUCGGAGGGUAGUAAAGGCGGAGGAAAGCGAUAGGUGUUUAUAGAGGUAGAUUGGGAGGAAAUCUUGAAGGAUAGGGGCAAUGGGAGAGACCAGCUAAGACAGAUGCUAAGAAGUUACAGCACACCAAAAUGUUGAAGCUGGUGGUCAAUCUACCAGGACAUAGAAAAAAUACCAAAGUAUAAUAAUACCAGAAGACAAAAUUGCAGAGAAAU